AUGUCCCGCGUGGAGAAGAAGAGGUUGGCUGACCCCAAGGUGGUCCAGUAUGUUUGGGCCGCAAUCGAGGUCAUCCGCAAUCAGAAACAAAUCGCCAACAUGGACCGCAUCUCCAAGUACCUUAGCCGUAUUUUUGGCAUGCACCCGAAAGAGACGGCCCGUCAGCUGAGCCUGGCCGUCAAGGACGGCCUGGUAGUGGAGACGCUCACGGUGGGAUGCAAGGGCUCCAAGGCGGGCAUCGAGCAGGAGGGAUAUUGGCUGCCCGGGGAUGAGACGGAGUGGGAAGCCGAGAGUCACGACUGGUACUGCUUCCAGUGUCACCUGCCGGGCGACGUGCUGCCCUGCGACAACUGCUUCCGCGUCUUUCACCUCAAGUGUCUGGCGGAGGACGGCCGGCCCCGCGACGCCGGCUCGCACUGGCAGUGCGUCUUCUGCAGGGGGAGUAAAAAGAAGAACCUCAGCAAACAGGAGAUGUGCAAGUACCUCCGCUUCAUCGUCCAGCGGAUGAAAGAAAGGGCCGUGGACCUGAACAAGAAAGGCAAAGACACCAAACAUCCCAUGUACAGACGGCUCAUCCACACUGCGCUGGACGUGGGCAACAUCCAGGAGAAUCUGAAGGAGGGCAAGUACAAGAACUUUGAGGAAUUCAAAGCCGACGCCCAGCUGAUCGUUCACAACACGGCCAUCUUAUAUGGAGUUCACAGUGACCAGGCAGAGAUGGCUCGUCUUCUCUUCAGCGACACUUGUCACGAGCUGAAUGAGUUAUUACUGUGUAAGAACUGUUUCUACCUGUCCAACGCCCGCCCCGACAACUGGUUCUGCUACCCUUGCAGUCCGAGUCAUGACUUGGUUUGGGCCAAGAUGAAAGGUUUCGGCUACUGGCCGGCCAAAGUUCUGCAGAGGGAAGACAAUCAGGUGGACGUGCGUUUCUUCGGCCACCAGCACCAAAGGGCGUGGAUUCCGUCCGACAACAUCCAGGACAUCAAGGUGAGCGUCCAGCAGCUGCAGGUGAAGCGCAGCAAUGGCUGGAAGAAAGCCUGCGACGAACUGGAGGUCUACCAGCGCUUCUUCAAGGAAGGUCGAUUCUGGAAAACCAAGCUGGAGGAAGACUGCGACCCCGAGGACGAGGACGAUGGGGACAGCGGGAGCGAAGAAGCAGAGUCGGGCAUUUCGUCCACCAGCAACGAGCAAAUGAAAAGUAGCCAGGAGCCCAAAGCCAAGAAAAGCCGCCGGAGUCAACAGGUGGAGCUCAAAGAAGAAGACCCCGAGCCCGAGAUGGAGGCGGUGAGCUCAAGCCAGGAGAUCGCGGUGUCCUGCCCGCCACCGGUGCCCGAGAAGCAGUCGGUGUCGACGCAGACCAAGAAGGCCGGCGGCGGGUCACCCCGCACGCUCCACCGCGCCACUCAGACCAGCUCGGACGCCGCCGCCUGCCAGAACAUGUGUCACGAGAAGUACACCAAGGUCUUUAACGACGUCAAGGAGAUGAUGAAGGCCGACAACAAACGCGAGACGGAGCGCGUCGUCCGGGAAGCUCUGGAGAAGCUCCGCGGUGAGAUGGAGGAGGAGAAGCAGCAGGCGGUCAGCAAAGCGCUGAGCGGCGCUCAGGCCGAGAUGGACCGCAAAUGCAAGCAGGUGAAGGACAAGUGCAAAGAGGAGCUGGUGGACGAGGUCAAGAAGCUGGUGGCACAGCACAAGCAGCUCGUCUCCCAGACCAAGAAGAAGCAGUGGUGUUACAACUGCGAGGAGGAAGCUAUGUACCACUGCUGCUGGAACACGUCGUACUGCUCCAUCAAGUGCCAACAAGAGCACUGGCACGCCGACCACAAGCGCACCUGUCGGAGGAAGAGAUGA
Messenger RNA from Nerophis lumbriciformis (worm pipefish), 1851 nucleotides. The record is from RefSeq and is a predicted model, not a curated record. NCBI's taxonomy places the organism in Eukaryota, Metazoa, Chordata, Actinopteri, Syngnathiformes, Syngnathidae.